UUUAACUGGCGCAAGUGCCCCACCUUCCGGUCUUUCGGUAUUCGGCUCGGAGGAGGCUAAGGUGCAACUUUCUUCGGUCGUCCCGAAUCCGGGUUCAUCCGACACCAGCCGCCUCCACCAUGCCGCCUAAGUUCGACCCCAACGAGAUCAAAGUCGUGUACCUGAGGUGCACCGGUGGGGAAGUCGGUGCCACGUCUGCCCUGGCCCCCAAGAUCGGCCCCCUGGGUCUGUCUCCAAAAAAAGUUGGUGAUGACAUCGCCAAGGCAACUGGUGAUUGGAAGGGUCUGAGGAUUACAGUGAAACUGACCAUUCAGAACCGACAGGCCCAGAUUGAGGUGGUACCUUCUGCCUCUGCCCUGAUCAUCAAAGCCCUCAAGGAACCGCCAAGAGACAGAAAGAAGCAGAAAAACAUUAAGCACAGUGGAAACAUCACUUUUGAUGAGAUUGUCAGCAUUGCCCGACAGAUGCGGCAUCGAUCUUUAGCUAGAGAACUCUCUGGAACCAUUAAAGAGAUCCUGGGGACCGCCCAGUCUGUGGGCUGCAAUGUUGAUGGCCGCCACCCUCACGACAUCAUAGAUGACAUCAACAGUGGUGCAGUGGAAUGUCCAGCUAGUUAAGAACUGCAAAGAAAAAUAAUAAAGGGUUAUUUGACAAGCAGUGGACUUUCUGAUGUGGCCUCUUCCUUGGGGGAGCCUAGGCUUUGUGGUCAAAUGGUGGUCAUUGAGGCCAGGGUGACAGAAUCUGGGGAUGAAGCAGCAAUCUGUGGACAACACAUUUCUGUCCUGUAUGGGACUAGCUCAGAAGAUACCUAGAAAGGAAGUCUGCUUUUUGGAGACACAUUCAUGGAGCUCCUCAAGAAAAAGUUCUUGGUCAGAAAGAAAACUUGGGGAAUUAAACAUAAUAAACACCCAGGGAAGCAGCUCUUCAUCCCAAACCAGUUUAAUCAUUUGGUGGGUUCUGGGCCCAGGGCCCAUGAUUCAAGGCUUUGCUCUCCAUUCCAGUGUACAGCUGUGGUUCAGAACCACUGAUGGGACAACCAAAGAACCUGACCUUUAUAUGAGUCCUCUUCUGUAGUUAAUUAGCAGUUCCUAGACCUACCCUGGUUUGCUUUAAACCAGUCACAGACUAUUUUCUAAUGAAUGCUUUCACCUUU
Lagenorhynchus albirostris (white-beaked dolphin) is the source of this 1153-nucleotide messenger RNA. RefSeq names its product ribosomal protein L12 (gene RPL12). Lineage: Eukaryota; Metazoa; Chordata; Mammalia; Artiodactyla; Delphinidae. The record is from RefSeq and is a predicted model, not a curated record. Gene Ontology annotation, biological process: translation. Gene Ontology annotation, cellular component: ribosome; cytosolic large ribosomal subunit. The transcript is spliced from 7 exons. Gene Ontology annotation, molecular function: structural constituent of ribosome; large ribosomal subunit rRNA binding. Bases 120 to 617 code for a protein of 165 amino acids.